Messenger RNA from Cokeromyces recurvatus, 513 nucleotides. RefSeq names its product Eisosome component PIL1/LSP1. Gene Ontology annotation, molecular function: lipid binding. NCBI's taxonomy places the organism in Eukaryota, Fungi, Mucoromycota, Mucoromycetes, Mucorales, Mucoraceae. The record is from RefSeq and is a predicted model, not a curated record. The annotation marks the transcript as partial. Gene Ontology annotation, biological process: endocytosis; negative regulation of protein kinase activity; eisosome assembly. The transcript has a single exon. Gene Ontology annotation, cellular component: eisosome filament; plasma membrane.
AAGCAAUAUCGUCAUGCUAUAAAGUCUAUUCGAGAACGAGAAGAGAAACUAUCAGGUCAACGAGAAAAGAAACGUACGUUACAGUCUCGUAUUGAUAAUCUCGUUAAGACAAGCCCUAAAUCACCUCGUAUAAUGGAGUUUGAAAAAGAGCUCAAUACCUUAUUAAAAGAGACGCAGGAGAGUGAAAUGGAUCUUGCUGACUUUAAACGAUUUGCUUUAAAAGAAGCAUUUUACUUGAGAUUUAAUGCUAUGCAUGAAUAUGGACACAAAAUAUCUCUUCUUGCUGGCUUUGGCAAAUAUUUAACAGACCUGAUAGAGACUAAAGCCACCACAACUGAAAUACGAAUGCCUUAUGAGAAAAGCACAGAAGCUCAAAAGAUUUUUGAAGAUGCUAUUAAAGCCCUAAAGGAAUGGGAGCCUAUGGCUGGAGAUGAACGACCUACGUUAGCUAAUUAUAAAUUAACAUCCUCUUCUUUAACAAGUAUAUCUUCUGAACUAGCCAUACAGCCACCU